UGAAAAUUCGCUAAAAAUGCUGUUUUAAAGCCAAAAGAGGACUAAAAUCUAAUAGAAAUAAUACUAUUUUUUCUAUGUAAAAUCCUUUCAAAAACCUUAUUUGAAAAGGUAAUUCCUGGAACAGAUAACUUUACAGUUGGCAACAACAUUGACGUUUAUUAUUUAUAGGUUAAGUUAGCUGUCAACUAAUUUCAUAGGCCACUCACUAUGCUGAUAUCUAAGGGGGUAGCCACCCUAAAGGCUUUACAAAAACUUCGUAGUAAUCCGAUACAGUUGAAACAAUCAGUAAGGAAUAGCAGUGCAGGGUGGAAUUAUAGAGUUGGCCCUCCUCCACCUUCCAAAACAGUUGUUCUAGCUGCAGAAAUAGUACAAGGGUUUGCGUGGUGGUGGGUUUUAUGGCACUUGUGGACCGAACCUGGUCAUGUUUUUGGCGAAUUUGAGUAUCCAGACCCCAGCAAAUGGACAAACGCCGAAUUGGGAAUCCCAGAGGAUUAAAUCAAGUUAAAAUAUUAGUUGUUUUAGUUCUGUAAAUAAUAAAUAAAGCCUACU
Molecule: messenger RNA, 549 nt
Organism: Brassicogethes aeneus
Lineage: Eukaryota; Metazoa; Arthropoda; Insecta; Coleoptera; Nitidulidae
Source: the annotation of a GenBank genome assembly